GCCUGUAGCUUCAUGAUAUUUGUGUACUAUGACAAACGGGAGAGUUAUCCGCGACUGCGUCACACUCUACUGAACACAUUGCCAAUUUGAUACUUGCAUAGACUUUAAGUGAUCUUAUAUUUAUAACAUUCACAUCUUUCUUAUUAUUGGUCCGUUUUAUUUCUAACUUCCGCCUUUUAGUUACGCUUAUUUUUUCGUUUUCAAACAAAUGAACUUAUUACAAGGGUCGUAUUGCCCUUUAAGUAAAACUACAUGUAAACAUCGGGAUGCAUGUGCCUCGUAACCAUAAAAUGUCGUUUUUUUAUAUUCUGAUAUGUAAGCAAAAUAAAAUGAAAAGGGGAAUCCAGUUCCAAAUAUAUAAAUUAAAUUUCUCGUUAAAAUUUUUCGUUAUUUUCACAGCGUCGCGUGGUUACUGGUUUCGUAAUGUCUGUGUUAAUGUUCGUGUUGCCCAUGAUCCUACUUCAGGGAACAGCUUUUGCCGCUGAACAGCCCUGUUCUACCAAGAUUAAGUGCCCAUCGAAGACGUUAGAAAGAGGGAAGGUAGUACAAUUAGUCUUAAAGAAGGUCAUAAAUCCAGGUAUACCAAGUGUGUUUGGUCUACCCUCGGAGUCAUCAAGAUGGUACCACUGUUUCAUUCCAGCGUGUUUAUCGAGCCCCUGUCAACAUGGAGGAACCUGUGAGGAAACAGAUAAGGGGUUUAAGUGCACUUGCCUGGAUAGCUACUGUGGAGACAGAUGCGAGUACGACCCGUUCAUCCAUUCCUUGAGACUAGUCGGUGGAAGUGAAGGCGAAGGACGAAUAGUUAUCACAUCUCGUUCUCGCCCUGCAACCUACAUGUUAAUCCAUCAAGUAAACUGGUCCAGGAACGCAUCCCAGUUAGUCUGCAAGUAUCUAGGCUAUGAAGAUGUAUAUGCGACGGUAGGAGGAGAUCUCUAUGAGAUGUCGUCCUUAGAUAAUCAUUCUGAGGCUGUGACUGUGAGAUGUCCAGUCAACGUGACUAACAUUACAACCUGUUGGUACGAGGAGACGUCGGUGAUGAACCGUAAGGAGGGGAGUGUAGCUGUUGUUUGCUGUACAUUGAACCUGUGCAGCACACCACGGGGUAAUCCAGUUGGUCUAGAAAGCGGUAAGGUUCCUGACAGCGAUAUUACAGUCUCGAGUGAACGGGAUCCUAAUGUGAGUAGACUAAAAGCACGUCUUAACAGUCCUUCUGCGUGGAUCGCAGAAAGGCAUGACAGAGACCCCUGGCUUCAGAUCAAAUUUGAUUCCACAUUUAUCAUCACCGCCAUCAUGACGCAAGGCAGUGCAGAAUUUAACCAAUGGACAUCGUACACAGUUUCUUCCAGUCUGGACGAAGCAUCUUGGACCUACUACCGGGAUAUCAACACCAACAUAGUCAAGGUCUACACAGGAAACUACGACCAAAAUAGUUCUGUUGUACACACCAUCUUUACGCCGAUCGAAUGCCGAUUCUUUCGUAUCUAUCCCAAGACAGCCCAUGGUGUAUACGUGGCCCUCAGGCUAGAGCUCACUGGCUACGGACCUCUCAAUGACUUAUUAGCUGCGAUGAACCAGGAAGAAGUUAGCUGUUCACGUCCUAUCCGAGGGGAAGGAAUGGGAGUGGAAGAUGGACGAAUCCCAGACUCUAGUCUCACCUCCUCGUCGAGGUAUAAUAAUGCUUACACUGCAUCAGAUGGAAGAUUGAACGGUGGAGUGACGGCUGACAUAAAAGCAGCAUGGGUUGCCAGGAAUGAUGACAAAGAUAAACGGGUCAAGAUAGAUCUUGGAAAGACCUCUACCGUCACUGGUGUUAUCGUACAAGGCAGAUACGGGUCGGUACAAUGGAUUACUUCUGUCAAGGUGUCCUAUUCGCUGGAUGACGUGACAUGGACCUAUGCUUUGGAACCACAAUGUGGUGAACAAAAAGUCUACGCAGCAAACUACGAUAACACCACUCCCGAGACCAUACUGUUCCCUCGACCAAUCACAGCUCGAUACGUCAGAAUACACCCACUCACGUGGAAGAUUCACCAGGCCAUGAGAUAUGAAGUUCUUGGCAUAGCUGAAUAGACGGCAGUUUUACAGCAUGAAGACUUAUACUAAAUUUUAUUGUUUUGAUGUUUUUUAUUUUCAUCAUCAUCAUGAUUAUUAUCAUGAACA
Molecule: messenger RNA, 2160 nt
Organism: Strongylocentrotus purpuratus (purple sea urchin)
Lineage: Eukaryota; Metazoa; Echinodermata; Echinoidea; Camarodonta; Strongylocentrotidae
Product: lactadherin-like
Exons: 10
Coding region: 424-2070 (548 amino acids)
Cellular component (GO): membrane
Source: RefSeq, a predicted model, not a curated record